AUGUUCACAAAACUAUCAUCAUCAUCAACAAUGGCCUAUCCUUCACCAUUAAUCUUAGCAGUAGUAUUGUUCGUAGCCCUUUUUGUUUCUUCAGCCUUUUCUAGACAUGCACCACCCCCACCGGACAUAACCUCAUUGUGUGCACAAACUCCAGACCCAGAAACAUGUGAAAAUUCCUUCAUUCAGAAUUCUAAAUAUUACUUUAGCUCUAGUGAUCAUCUCACUAACCAAAAGCUGAAUCUAAAUGUGUUAGGUCUAAUCUCCAUCCGUCUAGACCUACUCGUCCCGACCGCCUCGCGAGCCGCAGAUGACACACUCAACAUAGCUUCCAACGUUAAACCAUCCCACCGUGCAAAAACUGCAUGGAACGACUGUGCUAAGCUUACUAAAGCCUGUGUCCGAGAUUUGCUCGACAUCGGCGAUCCUCGCGCCACACGCUGCGCGGCUGAUGUAGAAGCGCGCCUCAGCGCGGCUCGAACUCGGCUCGAUACCUGCCAUGAUGGAUUAAAGGAAGCUGGCCAGGGAGGAGAUUCCCUUUUGCCUUCCACAAUUAACAUUGUUAUCACCUUGAUCAGCCAAGCUUUAGCUUCAAUAGUCAAAGUUCACCCAAUCAUUGGACCCACUAAUCGUCACAAAGGCAGUUUCCCGACAUGGGUAAGCCCCCGUGAUCGGAAACUUUUGCAAGCGCCUGCACCGCCAACAUCUCCAGUUACGACGCCGCCAACAACACCGUCAGCGCCACCACCAAAUACAUUAACACCGCCGCCACCACCACCACCACCACUAACACCAACUACUAAUAAUAUUGUGGUUGCUAAAGAUGGAACUGGGCAUUUUACAACCAUUGGUGAAGCUGUGGCUUAUGCUUCACUAGUAAGCAAUGGUUUAUCAAGAAUAGUGAUAUACAUCAAGGGUGGAGAAUACGUGGAGAAUGUGGAAAUUACAAGGGAUGCCAUGAAUAUUAUGUUUGUUGGAGAUGGUAUCGGAAACACCAUAAUUACUGGAAGUCGAAGCGUUGGCGGUACCCCGGGGAUGACGACUUUUCAAUCAGCUACAGUUGGCUUUUCAAGGCAACAUCCUCCAAAAUCAGACAUAAAAUCAUGGUGUGCAGAAACUCCACACCCAAAAACAUGCGAAUACUUCUUCACCCACAGCCCUAAAUACAGCUCUCCCAUCAAAGGCAAACCCGAUUUCCUCAAAAAAUCUCUCCUCAUCGCCCUCGAGCGCGCAGUGCGCGCCGCGGCCGAUACCUACCGCCUUGGCUCCAAGUUGAAAAAUCCCCGAGAAAAGGCUGCAUGGUACGACUGCCUUGAGCUGUACGACAUCGCGAUCCAAAACAUGAACGAAAUCGUCAAUCCUCACACCAAAUGCAGCGACAAAGAUGCACAAACCUGGCUCAGCACGGCGCUAACGAACAUCGAAACAUGCAAACAAGGGUUCACGGAAGUCGGUGAAGCCGACUACAUGUUACCAACGUUGUCGAGUGACAGCUACAACGUUAGUAGUUUGAUUAGUAACACUUUAGCCGUGAACAAUGUGCCUUUCAGCGAGCCGAUUUACCAAGGGGGUUUCCCGAACUGGGUAAGUCCCGGCGACCGGAAACUCCUCCAGGCUGGAGCAGUACCGUCUCCGGUUGUAAUAAUCAGGCCGAAUUUCGUGGUUGCCAAAGAUGGUUCAGGAAACUUUACCACGGUUGGUGCGGCUGUGGCGGCGGCUUCGAAGAUUGCGAACAAUGUUACCAGAACGGUGAUUUACAUUAAAGCUGGGACGUAUUCGGAGAGUGUGGAAAUUGGGAAGAAAGUGAGGAAUAUUAUGUUUGUCGGAGACGGUAUUGGGAAAACCAUAAUUACUGGAAGCAAAAGUGUCGCCGGUAGCGGUACCACAACUUUCCGAUCAGCUACAGUUGCUGCAGUUGGUCCCGGAUUCAUUGCACGUGGGAUCACAUUCAGAAACACGGCCGGUCCACAAAACCACCAAGCCGUAGCUUUCCGUUCAGAUUCCGAUUACUCGGUAUUUUACCAAUGCAGUUUCGAAGGCUACCAAGACACACUUUACGCCCACUCGAACCGGCAGUUUUACCGGGACUGUAACAUUUACGGAACCGUAGAUUACAUCUUUGGAAACGCCGCAGUUGUGUUCCAAAACUGUACCCUUUACUCAAGAAACCCGCCAAACAAGAUCAACACAAUCACAGCCCAAGGCAGGAUCGACAAGAACCAGAACACCGGGAUUUCGAUACACAAUUCCAGGAUUCUCGCUGCCCCGGAUUUGGCUCCGGUUCAAGGGUCGGUGAAAACGUAUCUUGGAAGGCCGUGGAAACAGUAUUCCAGGACCGUGGUUAUGAAGAGUUAUAUGGGUAGCUUGAUUGACCCGGCUGGUUGGUUACCUUGGAAUGGAGAUUUUGCUUUGAGCACUUUGUAUUACGGGGAGUAUGCCAACACCGGGCCGGGUUCCGCAACCGGAGGGAGAGUCAAAUGGGGCGGAUAUCGUCCGACAAUGACUCCGGCUGAGGCAUCAAAAUUCACGGUGACCGGUCUCAUUGGUGGAAGCUCUUGGUUGCCAGGCACCAACGUAACUUUCAAUUCGGAUCUAUGA
Molecule: messenger RNA, 2595 nt
Organism: Oldenlandia corymbosa var. corymbosa
Lineage: Eukaryota; Viridiplantae; Streptophyta; Magnoliopsida; Gentianales; Rubiaceae
Source: the annotation of a GenBank genome assembly